GUUGCUGUGACGUUGCGGCAAUGUGAUAUUUUGCGCUAGCUCGGGAUAGUUUGAUAACCAUUUCCGCCUUUUUCUCGCAUAUUUCGCAGUGUAUAUGUAGAAGAGCACGUUUAGUGAUCCAAUCUGGCAUAAAGUGCUAUUUGUAGAUUAAUAAACGCACCCAAACAAAUGGACCCAAACAAUGGCAGUCGCGCGAGUUGGGCCAUAAACCGACGAGCAGAGGGUUCAGUGAACAAAAACAAAACGGACAUGGCACUAGAGACACUACAACAACAGAGGCGCUCAACUGUAUUUGAGGAUAUGCCCCCUAUACCAGACGAGUUGAGCAAAGGUGCAGAGGACAUCAUACCGGGGCGGGACGAGGUGAACUUCAGCGCGGAUUCAGAGUCCUACAGUCCUGCAGGAGUAGCGGGGAAGUUCAUACGCGAGGAUGGGUCUUUAUCAGAGGCAGAAGCCCAUAGAAAAAUCAUAUCCCUCCUUAUUGAGAUCAAGGAGGAACAACAGAGGCAGUGGGCAGUGCUGAAAGACCUACAGGCCAGGGUUUAUGGACAGGUGUGUGAAGAAGAGGAGGAGGUGCUUGACAUUGAUCUGCCGCUACACACAAUGGAACAGCUUGAUGAAACGGAACGACAUCUAGAAAAUGCUGAAGCACAAAGGAGAAUGGUGUCACACCUCUCACGUAUGGGCGGAGCCACGAUAGAUGAUGCAGUCCGACGACUUAUGCACACUGUUCUCUCUUUCAGCUUGGGCUCAGAGCUCAACUGGGUUGGUAGGGGACAAAAAAGAAGCUUCAGAAACACCAGACUGCAGGGUGUUUUAUUUCGUGCUUUAAAGAGGACACCUGUAGGAAAGGAAGCCACACACCACCAGUUUGCUGAUGUAGUGAAGAAAUGGUUGAGGUUUGCCCCUUUCAGACAAAGAGGAAGUGGACGAAGACUGCAUGGCAUACCUCCUGUUGAAUUCAUCUGUCCCAAGUAUAAUAGUACUGUAGGGGACUGUGACCAGUUUAACCUGGAAUCUGAGGAGGUUAAGGUUACACACUAAAUAGCAUUACAAAGCCAUCCAUUUAAUAUGGGGAGGUGAACUUUAAUCAAAGAAUUCAAGAGUGUGAUGGGUUGAAUCUUGUCAUGUGUGAAUGUUGUAGUUUUUUGCUCAAAUGACAUAUUAGGUAAUACAAUAUUUUCUAUUCUUCCUGCAAAUGAAAAUAUACUGUUUUAACAGGGGAAAUUAAGGAAUUUAUUUUAUAAUAUUUGAUAUGCCCGUGUUAUUUCAAAUGUAAUUCAAUAUAUUUCUGUUUAACCUCUGAUGGCAAUUUAUUUCAAAUUUAAAUUCCAAUGUUAAAAUAGUUUUGCAGUCAUGUGAAUAUAAUUAAGAAUUGUAUGCCUUGUGCAUAGUUUAGUGCCAUUUUGCUUGACAAUGAAAAGACUCAGAUUAAAGACUCAAAACUAAUUAUUUAGUAAGCGCUACAACAGGAUGUCAAAUUGUUUUAUUAUUUAAAACAAACAAAUAAAAAUAUUUCACAUGUAUAUUAAUGACCUUGCUAAUUAAUAUGGUUACAUUUUGAAACAUUCGGUGGUAACAUUGGCAUUACAUGAGUAAUAUGAAAACAGAUAAUACCACCAAACCAUCUAAGGCUCAUUUCUGACCAAGGAGUGAUAGAUUAUAAUUUUUAAAUACCACAUAAUUUUUAGUACAGUAACCAAACUUUCUUUGUCAAGACUAUCAAAAUACACAUGAGACAUUUUUGUUUUUCAGAUUUGUUUAAUGAAAGUGUUUAAGAUAUAUAAACAUUUUGAAAAAAAGAAAACAAAUCCUGUUGUUUUUACCUAAAACCUCCCACCAAAAACUGGCAGCUGUGUAAGGUAUUUUUAAUCACCUUAAAAAUGACAGAAGAGGCUCUUCCAUGAGCAAUGAACAAUACACAUGUUUAGACAGUGCUCAGUUGCACUCACACAAACACUAAACACCAUCAGGGUAAGAUGUGAAAUUUAAAUAAUGCAGUAACUAAACUACAUCAAAUAUAACGAUGUAUGUAACUGAUAUGAAGAAACAUAACUAUUCCCAUAAAAUAUCAUGAAAUAUGAUGAGUCAUGCAGGGAAUUGUGGGAAUGUACGAUUAAUGUUUUUUUUUUUUUUUUUACUGUAAUUUUAACAAUAAUUUACUGAAACAAGUAAAAAUGUUCUCUCUUUUGAAACAGUGUACUUUUCUUUUUACCAUUAA
This is a messenger RNA of Xyrauchen texanus (razorback sucker), 2221 nucleotides long. RefSeq lists its product as uncharacterized. The coding region runs from base 169 to 1044 and encodes 291 amino acids. The record is from RefSeq and is a predicted model, not a curated record. The transcript is spliced from 4 exons. Lineage: Eukaryota; Metazoa; Chordata; Actinopteri; Cypriniformes; Catostomidae.